GGUGGGAGGGGUUUGGUUUUGGGUGAAUAUUCCUCUGGAUUAGGUUGGAGGUACCAGCCCCCUUAAUCCCCAUCCUGUCUUCUUCUUCUUCUUCUUCUUCUUCUUUUAUAAAAAAGCGCAAAUACUGAUACUGAUGGCGGUUUCACUUUGUGAUACUUUUUUUUUCUUCUUCUUCUUUGCUUCCGCUCGGAUCCAACUGUGCUUUAGAAUUAGUUCUUUAUUAUUUUUUAAGGUUCUUUAUUAAUUACUUUUUAUUAAUUCAAUUGAUUAAAUUUCCCCCCUGCGAAGGAGAGAGAGAGAUCAAGAGGUCCUGGUUUUAAUUGGAGCAAUACUUUUUCACACAUAUCAGUACUGUUUCUCUCUCUUUAUCUAUCUGCCUGUCUAUCUGCCCCCAUCUUAUGCCAAAAAGAAAGGCCAUUUAUUACUCCCAACCAAUGCGACCACCCCCACACCCCCCCACCUUUAAACCCUUUAUAAACCCCCUCUCCCCCUAGUUUUCCGCAGGCCCCUUAGUUUAAUCAUAUACUCUCAGAGCGAUCGAGAGAGAGAGAGAGAGAGAGUGAGAGAGAACUAAGAGAGAUCUAAAGAGGGUAGGGUAUUGAGGAUGAGGAUGAGCGGAGUUAAUGGGGUGCGACUUCCGGCGGCAGUAAUGGUAAUGGCGACAAUUGCAGCUGUGUUAGUAGUACCAGAAGGAGUGGAGGCAGCAAGGGCAUUCUUCGUGUUCGGGGAUUCACUGGUGGACAGCGGCAACAACAACUACUUAGCCACCACCGCCCGCGCCGACUCCCCUCCCUACGGCAUCGACUAUCCUACCCAUCGCCCCACCGGCCGCUUCUCCAACGGCCUCAACAUCCCCGACAUUAUCAGUGAAAGAAUUGGAUCGGAGUUCACAUUGCCAUAUCUAAGUCCUGAGCUCAACGGUCAGAAACUUCUCGUCGGCGCCAACUUUGCUUCCGCCGGCAUCGGCAUCCUUAACGAUACCGGAGUUCAGUUUAUAAACAUAAUAAGAAUAUACGAACAGCUGGAGUACUUCGCGCAGUACCAGCAGCGGGUGAGCGCGCUGAUCGGGGCGGCCCGGACCCAGCAGCUGGUAAACGGAGCCCUAGUUCUCAUCACGCUGGGAGGUAAUGACUUCGUCAACAACUACUACCUCGUCCCCUACUCCGCCAGAUCUCGCCAAUUCGCUCUCCCCGACUACUGCAAAUACCUCAUCUCCGAGUACCGUUCCAUCCUCAGGAGGCUUUACGAGCUGGGGGCCCAUAGGGUUCUGGUGACGGGAACGGGGCCGAUGGGGUGCGUCCCAGCAGAACUGGCGACGAGGAGCAGGAACGGCGAAUGCUCAGCGGAGCUCCAACGAGCUGCCUCCAUAUUCAACCCGCUGCUCGUUCAAAUGAUCAAUGGGCUCAACAGCGAGCUGGGCUCCAAUGUUUUCACCGCUGCGAACGCGUACCGAAUGAAGAUGGACUUCAUCUCCAACCCACAAGCAUAUGGGUUUGUGACAUCAAAGGUGGCGUGCUGCGGACAGGGGACGUACAAUGGGCUUGGGCUUUGCACAGUUCUGUCGAACCUGUGCCCUAACAGGGACGUCUAUGCAUUUUGGGACGCCUUCCACCCCUCGGAACGGGCAAACCGGUUCAUCGUGGAACAGAUCUUCUCUGGGUCUCGCCAGUAUAUGAGCCCCAUGAACCUGAGCACCAUCAUGGCCAUGGACUCCACCACUUGAGUUGCGACAACUGUCCGUCGAAAUAACCCAAUGCACCAGUACAUAAGAUAUUUGUUUUAUAUUGUGGGGGCCGAAGGGUUUUUAUGAGAGUCCAAACACAAUGGUAAAUAGGCUCAAAUAUAGAAAUCUGGGAGGUCCUCCCGUCUUGUCUGCUUCUCUAUUACUGCAUUUUAUAAUCAAUGGAGCAUUGUGUUGUGUCAA
Molecule: messenger RNA, 1924 nt
Organism: Malania oleifera
Lineage: Eukaryota; Viridiplantae; Streptophyta; Magnoliopsida; Santalales; Ximeniaceae
Product: GDSL esterase/lipase At5g33370-like
Exons: 6
Coding region: 605-1723 (372 amino acids)
Molecular function (GO): hydrolase activity, acting on ester bonds
Source: RefSeq, a predicted model, not a curated record